Messenger RNA from Ostrinia furnacalis (Asian corn borer), 3421 nucleotides. It is a transcript of the gene Stt3A, whose product is annotated as catalytic subunit 3A of the oligosaccharyltransferase complex. Bases 97 to 2220 code for a protein of 707 amino acids. Gene Ontology annotation, biological process: post-translational protein modification. Gene Ontology annotation, cellular component: membrane. The record is from RefSeq and is a predicted model, not a curated record. Lineage: Eukaryota; Metazoa; Arthropoda; Insecta; Lepidoptera; Crambidae. Gene Ontology annotation, molecular function: dolichyl-diphosphooligosaccharide-protein glycotransferase activity. The transcript has 14 exons.
UGAAAAACGGAUAGGUUGCCGGCGUUUAUUUCUCCAAUUUCGUUUUAUUUAUUACUUUCUAUGUAAUUUUCAGCAGGACUGUGAAUUAAAUUCAAAAUGACCGUGGAAGUGCAGAGCAAGGCGAAGCUGCCGCAGCUUACGUCUGACAAACAGCUAACAUUUAUAAAAUUGGCUGUUUUGUCGAUGGCAGCGAUUUUGUCGUUUGCGACCCGGUUGUUUUCCGUGCUGCGAUUCGAGAGCGUGAUUCACGAGUUCGAUCCGUACUUCAACUACCGGACAACCCGGUACCUGACUGAAGAAGGUUUCUACAAUUUCCACAACUGGUUUGAUGACCGGGCAUGGUACCCUCUAGGCCGUAUCAUUGGUGGCACGAUAUACCCGGGCCUGAUGGUGACAUCGGCAACGCUAUACAAUGUCAUGCAGUUCCUCAAUAUCACCAUAGACAUCCGGAAUGUGUGUGUCUUCCUUGCACCUUUCUUCUCCUCACUCACAACCAUCGUCACUUACUUGCUGACGAAGGAGCUCAAGGAUGAAGGCGCAGGCCUGGUCGCCGCUGCGAUGAUCGCCAUCGUGCCGGGCUACAUCAGCCGCUCAGUGGCCGGCAGCUACGAUAACGAGGGCAUAGCCAUCUUCUGCAUGCUGCUCACGUACUACUUCUGGGUGAAAGCCGUCAAUACUGGUACCAUACUGUGGGCCACGAUGACAGCGCUCGCUUAUUUCUACAUGGUGUCGUCAUGGGGAGGCUACGUGUUCCUCAUCAACCUGAUUCCUCUUCACGUGCUGGCUUUGAUGCUGCUCGGUCGAUUCUCAUCCCGAGUGUAUGUAGCAUACAGCACGCUGUACUGUGUGGGCACUAUACUGUCCAUGCAGAUCUCCUUUGUCGGCUUCCAGCCGGUACAGAGUUCGGAGCAUAUGCUGGCGCUAGGAACAUUCGGUCUCUGCCAGCUAUACGCGUUCGCCCAAUACCUUCGCGCGCGCCUGUCUCCCGCCAACUUCGAGCUACUCUUCAAGGCGCUUCUGACCACGCUACUGGCAACGCUCGGCACCGCCGCCGCCGUGCUCACCAUCACCGGAAAAAUCUCACCAUGGACUGGACGUUUCUACUCUCUGCUGGACCCGUCAUACGCUAAGAACCACAUUCCUAUUAUUGCAUCCGUCUCUGAGCAUCAGCCGACGUCGUGGUCGUCGUUCUACUUCGACCUGCAGGUGCUGGUGUUCCUGUUUCCCGCCGGACUGUACUUCUGCUUCAGCAAGCUAACUGAUGCCAACAUCUUCAUCAUCCUGUAUGGAGUGCUUAGCAUCUACUUUGCUGGUGUGAUGGUCCGUCUUAUGCUGGUACUAGCUCCAGUGAUGUGCAUCGUGUCAGGGGUCGCCGCAUCGAGCCUGCUCAGUUUACACGUUAAGGACAUUGAGCCUAAAGUGGAGAAACAUGAGAAAAAAAAGAAGCACGAAAAUAACUUGGUCUUCAGGUCUGAGGUUGGCGCAGUAUUCGUAUGCGUACUCGGCUGUCUGCUGACGUCAUACGUGUUCCACUGCACGUGGGUGACGUCAGAGGCGUACUCCUCGCCUUCCAUAGUGCUGUCGGCGCGCGCGCACGACGGAGCAAGGAUUAUAUUCGACGACUUCCGCGAGGCUUACACUUGGCUCAAGAUGAACACGCCCGAGAACUCAAAAGUGAUGUCAUGGUGGGACUACGGGUACCAAAUAACAGCGAUGGCGAACCGAACAGUGAUAGUGGACAACAACACGUGGAACAAUACACAUAUCUCCCGCGUGGGGCAGGCCAUGGCGUCGACCGAAGAAAAGGCUUACGAGAUCAUGCAGGAACUGGACGUGGAUUACGUGCUGGUUAUAUUCGGAGGCUUGGUCGGGUACUCGUCGGAUGACAUCAACAAAUUCCUAUGGAUGGUGCGCAUCGGCGGCAGCACGGAACGUGGCGCGCACAUCCGCGAAGCCGACUACUAUACGGGAGCCGGCGAAUUCCGCGUCGACGCCGACGGCUCGCCCACGCUGCUCAACUGCCUAAUGUACAAGAUGAGCUACUACAAGUUCGGGCUCGUCUACACCGAGGGCGGCCGCCCGCCAGGCUUCGACCGCGUGCGCAGCGCCGAAAUCGGCAACAAGGACUUCAACCUCGACGUAUUAGAGGAAGCCUACACCACCGAGCACUGGCUGGUGCGCAUCUACAAGGUCAAGCCGCUGCCCAACCGCGGCGUGUGAGCCGACGCGCGCGCUUUCCUGCACCGCGCUAUACGGGCCACGCUCGACGACCUGCACGCGUUCCGGAAUGACGUCGUCGAGCAGUACCUGACGAUUAUUGCCGAUCUGAUAAGUCUGAGCGGUUGAUUGCGAUUACUAACACAAUGUAGACCCGAAAAAAAUAGGCUGGGUUGCACCACCUUACUUCAACUUUAACAAACGUCAAAAAUAAGUCCAGCUCCAUACAGAAAACACCAGUUAUCGUAUGGUUACGGUUAAAGUUUAAAGUUAGGUGGUGCAACUCGGCCUUAAUGUAGUAACAUUCGUGACAGUUACGACUUUGCGAUUGCUUUGCUGUGCGAAGUAACUAAGGAAAAAGAACAGUUUCAGAAUUAAAGCUGUCACUAAUGUUAGGUACUUUAUCUAGGAGCAGACUAACAUGAACAGCACGACAUAGUUUUUUUUUUUUUUUUUUGUUGAAGUGCUAUCGGUUUGCACUUACUAUCGGAGCUAUUGGGUUACUCCGAGAGCAAGGCAGUGUUUAUCUUUCCGGGCUAUUUAGUGUUAAUUAUUAUUUAUUGAAUUCUUUGAGCACGACAUAGUUUAGACAAGUUAUACGUGCACUUCUCGUUAAUAGAAUUCUACCGUAAAGUUCAUGCUAGUAGCUCUGGCACUGUUAAUAAUAGAAGACACAAAUACGCAACAAUCGCUAGGAUAAGUUAUGUUAACAAAUGACGCUCGGUGCACGGAAGCCUUCGCGUUCAGUUACCGUUCCGAUUGCCUUUAAUACAUACAAAGCAUCAUGCAAACACGUCUCUUAUUAGCUCAAUAACGAAUGAAAAGUUGUGCACCCAAUGUUAAUUGCAAUGUAAUACGCCGAGUGUAGCACUAAACAAAAAUGCAAAUGGGUUUUGUACAUAUUUGAGGAAAUCAGAACGUAAUAUAAUAUUGUUCCAUCAAUUUCCUAACGGAUUUUGGACACUUGAUUUUACAGUGAUAAACUAAGGACAAAAGUUGAGUGUUAAAGUUGAUAUGUGAUUGAAGUCACAAAGUAUGACAUAAGUUGUGUGUGUUGAAUACAAAAUAUUAUGUGCAAUCUUCAAAGAAUAACCAAUUUACUUUUAUCAAAUGCCUGAUUACCGAACUGUCAUACUUAUAAGUGGUGCAUUUAGUGAAAAAUAGACUGAAACAUGUCAGUUAGUUUCACCAUAUUGUAUAAUUU